This is a messenger RNA of Amphiprion ocellaris (clown anemonefish), 1462 nucleotides long. RefSeq names its product hemicentin-1-like. The record is from RefSeq and is a predicted model, not a curated record. Bases 108 to 1022 code for a protein of 304 amino acids. Gene Ontology annotation, molecular function: integrin binding. The transcript has 5 exons. Gene Ontology annotation, biological process: cell adhesion. NCBI's taxonomy places the organism in Eukaryota, Metazoa, Chordata, Actinopteri, Pomacentridae.
UGUGUUUUGUUCCAACAUAGUUCCCUGCAGAGUUGCCAAGGUUGUCCAAGUUGGAAUUUUCUUUCUCUUUUCUCGGCCAUAAUCGACGGCUCGGUGCAGAAAAUAACAUGGGAGACAAUUUACUGAGAUGGAUUCGCAUGUUUUGCAUGUUUUGUGCAGUGUCAGGUGAAGGUUGCUCCCUAAUCCUCAAGCCCUCCAGGGUUGUGGUGGGCUUUGGGGAGCCGGUGUCGGUCAGCUGUGAAGCUGCUCGCCCGGUCCGUGUCCUGGGCUGGGAGUCGGCCAUCAGUGCCACACACACACAGGAGGACCGGUCCGUCCAGUGGAAGGUGGACAGUCUCAUCGACUGGAUAGAGGAGCCCAUCUGCUAUGGGGUGUUUUUCACAGCUCCGAGACAGUGUGAGGAGAAACUCAACCUUGUCCUCUACAAAUCUCCAGACAGCGUCUCCAUCAGGCAGGUGAACCACACGGGCCCCAUGGUGGAAGGAAAAGAGUACCAGCUGCUCUGUGAGGUUCAGAAUAUCGCUCCUGUUCAGUAUCUCACCCUGAGGUGGUACAGAGGGCAGGCUGAGGUUUAUAACCACUCAUUCUCUGACCUCACGUCUUCCUCACCCGUCCAAGUAUCCUCUAUCCUUGUCGUCACGCCAACCAAAGCAGAGAAUGGAGCGCAGUAUAGGUGUGUAGCAGAGCUGGAGCUUGGACCAGAAGGGCCGCAGCCUCCUCCUACCGUGGCUUCAGAGCCUCUUAAUGCAUCUGUGUAUUUUCCUCCCACGUUCCUCAGUCCCGAACCGGAAGUUCUAGACUACGUAGAGGGUGCUGAAAUCACCUUAAACUGCACCGCCACAGGCAACCCCACACCUGUAUACAGCUGGCAAUCCUCCCAUCCUGUACAGGAGUGGAUGGAGGAUGAUGCCAUUGUUACCUCAUCCUCAUUGCUCCCAGGAACCUACACUUGCACUGCCUCCAAUAAACUGGAGAAGAAGAGCAAGCAGUUCACUGUCCAGGCGAAGACCAAAGGUGUUUGAGACAAGCAGCGUGUUGGAUCAGAUGACUACAUCAGACACACAGGGGGAAUUCCACUAAAUGGAAUUUUACUGUUGCUGCUUUGGAGAUGGAAAUGACAGUGACAUUCAUGACUGAAUGGAUGUUUAUGAGGAUCUUGUUAUCAUCCAGAAUUAGAUCUCAUAGAAAAACAGACCUGAAUAUACUAUGUUUGGUAACUGCCAUUUAAUUUGUCAGUGUUGGUUUAGUAUAUAGUCCACUUUUUAUGCUUUCCAUGUAUUAUUCUAUAUCUAAUUUAUAUUUUUUGCUAGAUUUAUUUUCCUAAUAAUGAAAUCAUAAUGUAACAUUACAAAAAUGUAGUUAUUCUUGAUAUAUCAAUGAUGACUAGCAGCAGCCUUUUACUGUAAAUAUGAACCGUUUCUUAAUUAUCUUAUCUUUAUCAAUAAAAUUUAAAUUUAAAAGA